UACAACAAAAUGGCGGCUGCGAAGGAUGCUGUUGUUAUUAUUUUGGAUGUGGGGCCGUCGAUGUGCCAAGCUCUCGCAGGUCAUUCCACAUCGCUGGAGGUUUCUGUGAAAGCAAUCAAUAUGAUCAUACAGAGAAAGGUACAUGUGUGUGUAGCUGUCUCCCUACAGCAGCCCUGUACGUUGUUGGGUACAAUAUUACUUCAGGCAGUGAAAUUUUUCUUUAUCUUAUUAUUUACAGGUGGUGUUGAAACGGACUUCAUUGAUGCUAUUGUAGUUGGCAUGGACUUGUUGCGAGAACAGACAAAAGGCAAGAAGUGCGAGAAAAAGAUGUACCUCUUUUCUGACCUUGGUUCACCAUUUGGUAAUGACCAGCUGGAGGCCAUUAUUGAUGGCUUAAAGGAAAUGGAAAUCCACAUGACAUUAAUGUGAGUGUGGAACUUUUUAACUUCCAGAUUCACGGGGAUGUACUGUAGCCAACAAUAUACAAAGUAGGCACCUUCCAAAUUUCCCCAAGUCUUUGUUCGCUAGUGAAACUUCAUUUUCAAUGGCGAAAUUUAAUGGCUCUUACAUGUAAUGGAUCAUGUGUACUAAAGGCAUCCUUGGUCAAGUGCUGAUCAAUACCCUUGAAUUUGACACUCAAUUGAUACUCGAUUGA
Messenger RNA from Orbicella faveolata, 655 nucleotides. Its product is annotated as DNA repair protein Ku80-like. NCBI's taxonomy places the organism in Eukaryota, Metazoa, Cnidaria, Anthozoa, Scleractinia, Merulinidae. Gene Ontology annotation, biological process: double-strand break repair via nonhomologous end joining; telomere maintenance; DNA recombination. Gene Ontology annotation, cellular component: Ku70:Ku80 complex; nucleus. The record is from RefSeq and is a predicted model, not a curated record. Gene Ontology annotation, molecular function: damaged DNA binding; double-stranded DNA binding; telomeric repeat DNA binding.